This is a messenger RNA of Thunnus maccoyii (southern bluefin tuna), 2665 nucleotides long. Its product is annotated as stonustoxin subunit beta-like. The record is from RefSeq and is a predicted model, not a curated record. The transcript has 3 exons. NCBI's taxonomy places the organism in Eukaryota, Metazoa, Chordata, Actinopteri, Scombriformes, Scombridae. Bases 61 to 2160 code for a protein of 699 amino acids. Gene Ontology annotation, molecular function: protein binding.
GAAGAUGUUGUGGGUUUGGUUUGAUCUGUGUUGUGUCGUGUUCCUCAAAAGGUUGGAGAAAUGUCUUCAGAUACCAAAGAAGUAGCUGCGCUGGGUCGACCUUUCACCUUAGGGAUGCUCUAUGAUGCCCGGAAAGAUAAACUGAUCCCAGGUUUCACCUUGUGGGAUAAAACAACUCUAGAAGAGAACACAACUGAAACCCCUAAACCCAGCUGUGAGAUGCAGAUUAUGGCAGAAGACACCAUUGAUUCCAAGUCUUCUCUGCUAGAUAUUGAAGCUUCUCUGAAGGUCAGUGUCCUGAGUGGACUGAUUAAAGUUGAAGGAUCUGCCAAAUACCUGAAUGAUCAGAAGAAAUUCAAGAAUCAGAGCAGAGUGACACUUCAGUACAAAGCUACCACCUACUUCAGACAGUUGUCAAUGACCGAACUUGGAACACAUAACAUGCAACAAACAGAUGUUAUUAAGAAGAGCUCGGCAACGCAUGUGGUCACAGGCAUCCAAUAUGGAGCAAAUGCUUUCUUUGUAUUUGACAGUGAGAAGUUAGAAGAUAGCAAAGUUCAAGACAUCCAGGUUGGCAUGCAAGCUGUGAUCAAGAAGAUUCCAUCAUGUAAACCUGGGGUGGAAGCUAGAAUCCAGCUCACCGACGAAGAAAAGGUCCUGACAGACAAAUUCUCCUGCAAAUUCUAUGGUGACCUCCUCCUUGAAAGCAACCCUGCAACAUUUGAUGAAGCAGUGAAGACCUACGAACAACUUCCAAAGCAACUGGGAGAAGAGAGAGAGAAUGCUGCUCCACUGAGGGUCUGGCUGAUGCCGUUGAAGAAUUUUGAUUCCGAAGCCGCUGAGCUGAAGGGUGAGAUCAGCGUUGGACUAAUGAUGAAAGCUAAAGAUGCUCUAGAAGGUGUUGAACAGAUAGAAAUGAGAUGCAAUGAUUCUCUGGCAGACAGAGUGUCAGAAAAUUUUCCACAGAUGCGCGAAAUGCUGAGCAGUUUCCAAAAACUGUGUCAUAAUUAUACAUCUGCGCUCCAACAGGACAUAAAGAAGGCACUUCCCGCCAUCCGUGAAGGCAAAGAAGAUGAGAGCUCAUUAGAAAAACUCUUUGAAGACAGAGACAAGUCACCAUUCAGUCAGGAAAAUCUAAACAAGUUGAUGGAUCAUAAAGAGAGAGAGAUCAAUGUUAUCAGGUGCUGUGUAGAUAUCAUCAACAGUACUGACGCAAAGAUCGUCCAAAGUAAAGCAGAGUUGGAGAGAGAGGUUCUUACUCCAGGUGUAGAAGAUGCUCUGUGCUUUGUUUUCACCUCUGUGGGAAGUACUGACCCCUUCCUUGAUGCGAUGACCAAAUACUUGGAUUCACCUGAAGAGGGAAGUACUGAUGAAGACUACGGGUACAUUUCAGAUGAAGUAUUAACCAAAAUGAGAGAGAAAGCCAAAGAUUUCCAUGAUGUUGCCAAAGGCCUGAAGGACAGCAAGAGAUUCCGUUUCCUGGUAGCAGCCUUAGAAAAUAAGGAGUACACAGGUGCAACCAUCUACCAUUACAAGGAGGGCAGUCUGGUUACUGAUGAUUUUACAAAGCCUGAUGUCCCUGAUGUGAGGACUGCACACGACAGAAGAGAUUUAAUCUGGUAUGCCUGUGAUCUCACCCUGGACCCAAACACAGCAAACAACAACCUCACUCUGUCUGAUGAAAACAAAAAGGCGACAUGUGGAGCAUUUCAGGCAUAUCCUGAUCACCCAGAGAGGUUUGAGACACAUUUCCAGGUAUUGUGCAAUGAGAAGCUAAGUGGGCGCCAUUACUGGGAGGUAGAGUGGGGUAAUGGUGACUGUGGUGAGGUUGGUGUAGCUCUUACAUACGAGGGAAUAGACAGGAAAGGAGACAGAUUACUGAGCAAGCUUGGACAUAAUUCCAAAUCCUGGUACUUUGGCAACAAAGGUGGGCUUCAAGCAUGGCAUGAUCGUCAAAGGCAUUGCGGUCCUCUUCCUGCAACUGACUGCAGCCGAGUUGGAGUGUAUCUGGACUGGCCUGCUGGUACUUUGUCCUUCUACAGAGUCUCCUGUAACACACUGACACACCUCUACACCUUCAACACCACAUUCACUGAGCCGGUUUAUCCAGCUAUCUGUGCCAUGGUGAAACCAAAUUAUGUCUUCCUGUGUCCAUUUUAAAUCGGAGCAGUAAGAGCACACACAUCUGGAGACAGUUUGUGGCUCCAGUCUAUCGAUUUAUUUUUCUUCCUAAGGCUUUUGCACAUGCACAAUGUUUUAAAAUAGCAACACUAAAUUGUAAGUACAGUUAUUAAAAAAGUGCUAAGGAUUCUGAAUCUAUUUAUCCUAAAUCAUGGGGAGAACCAUUCUGUUUCUGUAUUACUUAUCUCUGUGUUUUACACCAUUAUAAAUCCCUGUUCAUAUUUUAUUGUCAUUUGUCAUAUACAUAUAUAUAUGAUGUCAUAUACAUUAUCUUCAUCCAUGUUGAUUUUGAUGCAAAACCUACUGUUCAGCCAAGUAAAUAAGUAAGAAUAAAUACAGCUUUCGCCUUCAAAGGUAUGUCCAAACUUUUGACUGGUACUGUAAACUUUCCAAUGAUUCUAAAGCCGAGGUUAAUAACGCUGUGCAAUCAGUUCUUGACCUUUUACCAAAGGGCAAAUAAAUGAAAAAAAUAAAAUAUUUUUGA